This is a messenger RNA of Acanthoscelides obtectus, 3694 nucleotides long. Lineage: Eukaryota; Metazoa; Arthropoda; Insecta; Coleoptera; Chrysomelidae. The record is from the annotation of a GenBank genome assembly.
GUGAAUCACAACUCUUAAAGUAAGCGUCGAUAGCGAAAGCACGUUGCGCUCCGGUCCAUCGUUCCAUCGUGACUAUUUAACCCGCACGCCGAACGCGUCGAUCAAGAUCUCUCCGCACUUCGCGUGUACGGUCGCCGCGUAAUUCAAAUUUGAAACGUGAACUUUGGCCACUGGACACGCUGUAGUUUAAAGGGGCGAAGAUGAAGGCGUUUACACCGAUUACAGCAAUCAACAGUUCAGUUGACAGUAAAUCGAUCGAUUAAGGACACUCAAUCGGUGCUGCAGAUAUCUCAUGAUCACGAUUUUUAAAGAAGCGUUGGUUUACAGACAUGGAGAUCGAGCCCCAAUAAAGCCAAUUCCAACGAGUAAGUACUGCGAUCCAUCUUACUGGCCAAUGGGAUUCGGUCAUUUGACAAAGUUUGGUAUAGAAAGACAGUACGAUCUAGGAAAGUGGUUGAGGAAACGCUACGACUUCUUACUGUCCCCAACUUAUAAAGCAAGCGAGAUAUACGUGAGAUCUACAGAUGAAGACAGGGUUUUAAUGUCAGCGUACUCAAAUCUUGCAGGAUUGUACCCACCACAGGGCUCACAAGUAUGGAACGACCGCAUCUUCUGGCAGCCGAUCCCAGUCCAUACGAUACCAAGAAACAUAGACGACGUAAUAGUGGAAAAGAGGUCGUGUCCAAAGUACGAUACUCUAUUGAAGGCCACAAUCAAAUCGGACUACUUCAGCAGGAUUAACGACAAAUAUGCGGACCUGUAUAAAACUAUAUCUAAUUGGACAGGUAUCGACGUGAGCGAUGUUGAAGAUAUCAAAUUGAUCAGAUCGACGCUGUAUGCUAUCAAAAGCUACAAUGCCACUUAUCUGCCGGAAUGGGAGAAAGAUAUGAACUGGCACUUGAUAGAUAAUCUUGCCGGUCUAGCAUACUUCAGAUACACAUCAACCCCCACAAUGAAACGUCUGAAGUCCGGUCCAUUCUUCCAUUACUUGCUCAACCACCUGGACCUCGCUACCUCAACGAACCGAGCGUCUCCAGCUCCGAAGAUGCUGAUGAUUUCGGCUCACGACACAUCCUUGUCCGGCAUAUUGAACUCGAUGGGCGUUUUCGAUGGAUACCCUCCAGAUUUCGCGGCAACUGUUAUAUGGGAGUUGAAAAAAAGACGAAACGGAGAACGCUAUAUUAAUCUUUAUUUCAAGUCAGAGAAAGGGUUAGAGAGGCUGAGGAUUAUAGGGUGUGAGAUCGAUUGUGAUUAUGGGACGUUUAAAGACAUCAUGCAGAAUGUUGCAAUUAGUAUAGGAAGCUGGGCGAAAGAAUGUAAUAGACUGUCGGAAAAGUUCGUCUGAAUGUUAAGAAGGCGUAGGGGUCUUCUGGCUUAUAACUGCUAUACUAUAACUAUCUAAAACUGUAAUGACUCAUCGAUGUUCACGUGAACAUCACUUAACAACCAGUAGUCGGCUGUUCAUAGGCGGGGUAUGAAUGUUUAACAUGGGUGAACUAGAUUUGUCACAUGCUUAAUAAAGAGUGGUUUGAAACAUAUUGUAAGUCAAAAAUUUUGGAAUUACCUUUAUUCAUCGUCGCUUCCACUUACACCUGUCAGUAAUAAACUGUCGCUAUCGCUUUCCUCGUUGAAAUUGACUAUAACUGGCUCUAUGAUGGUGUCGAUGUGGUGGUCAAGCUGUCACAUUUUUGUUUCUUCCUUCACAACAUGACGGAUAGCAUUCUGCCAAGCUUCGGGCGUUACUAGCUGUAUGGAAGUCUCAAGUAAAACCUUAACGUCUGGUAAUUUGAAGGUUGUGUUAUGGCGCGCAAUAUAACCCUUCACUUGAGUCCAGAUGAGCUCUAUUGAGUUCAGUUCGCAGUGUAGGGCGGUAACCGCAGCACAGUGACACCACAUUGACGGGCCAUCUCAUCAGUCACGUUACUAAUGUUCGCAGGUUUGUGCUGUUUACUUUUUUCAUACAAUUCCGCUUUCACACAUGAAUCGUCAAACGGGAUUGCUUUUUCGCGCAACCAUUGCUGCAUGUCACUUUUUCGAGAUCCCAUAGUCGGUACACGUUCGGCUCGACGACUAUGGUAGGAAGCAUUAUCCAUGACGAUCACAGAGUUGGGCUCAACUCGCUGAAGCACCCCUUGAAACCAGCUCUCGAAGCAGCUGGCAUUCAUUCCGGCAUGGCAAUCACCUCCUUUCUUAGAGACGAAAUCAAGUCGCACUCUUCUAAAAAGCCACUAUCGCUACCAAUAUGAGUUACGAUCAAUCUUUGACCUUUCGCUGACGGUCCACGAAGACCUGUUAACAAACCUUCAAUGCUUGCUUGUCGGUUACUCACUACGUUUUUGUCUAUCUAGGUUUUUUAACUGUGUCACCUGCAUUUACCCAUGUCUCGUCCAAUAAUAGAUUUUUCUGCUUUGUCGCCUAUAUUCAAUCAUUUCGCGUAGGUAUUUUCGACGCCAGGCGACUAUUUCAGGUCUCUCUAUCAAUACUGACUUCCGAUUACGCGUUUCGUAACGAAAAUUAAUUUCGUGCAGGGAUUUCCUCAUUACCUCGACGCUCAUUUGGGGUAUAAUUUCAUUUUACUUGAUCGCUGCAUGUACAGCCUUGAGGGUUGGUAUCUCAUUCCUAAAGAAGAAUGAAUGUGCGGUUCGCCUUAAAGCCAUUUUGCUAUCGUCAUCCAAUUUAACGGCCUUUCGUCCCUUCAAAUUAAACUUUGGAUCAGUAGUAGCUCCAGUUUUCUUCUUUUCAUGCACCACCCUGCGAAUGGUCCACUCUGGAACGCCUGUCAUUUCUUUCGCGUCCCUCUUCAGUGCUUUACGAAGCCGUCUACUUGUUCCCUGGCUUUCAGUACUUCCACUCGUGCCAUUUGUACUCUCCAUGGUUAAGUAUAACCAAAACAGUAACCACAGAAAUCACAGCAAUAACAAUCACACAACAAUUCUUAUAAAAACACACAAUAUGCGAUCGCUCAACGAAACACGUUCCAAUGCGUUGCCGACGCCUAUGAGUCUGCCGGUCGAGGCGCGCCUUUGAUUUCAUUGGUUCUACCGGCGGAGAACAAUCAGCCAUUAUUUCCAUCUCUGUCUGUGCUGUUGACCACCGCAAAGCUACAGAAACGACAUAUGUCGUACGCUAUACGGCUGUACUGGAAGGAAGCCGGGAUCGAGCUCUGAUCACGUGUUGAUCACGCGUAUGAGUCAUUACAAUUUUAAAUAGUUGUAGUAUAGACGUCUGUACUGUGUACAAAAUGGUCAUCCCGUCAAGUAUACAAGGUAUUCACAAAGCUUCAGCAAUGACAUUCUAUUAUUUAUGCAUUAAUAGACAGUCUGAACUCAUGUUGAUCGCGUACUUUGCUUUUCGUGUGUCUGAACUAAAUUUAUAUCCCUCCAAAUGUUGCUUAGGUUAGCUCAAUAUUAAUAGCUUCAGUCUAUACAUUCAAGUUGCUUCAGUGAAAAAAUACAUACGAAUAUGUAAAUUGCAAGGAUUCUACCCCUACUAAUUCUCAUACCAAUUGUCUUAUCGAAUAACAGCCCCUGUUAGGCUGGAUUUAAGUAAAUAGUAUUUAUUAUAUAUCAUAGCGUUUACAUGUUAUGAAUAGGUACAUUCUGUGAAUUUAUCAUCGCACUAUAAUUUAAAUAAUGUGACUAUGUAAUUAAUAAAUGAAUAUUUACACUAAAUAUUUAUGUAAUAUGGAAAUAUA